CCCUUUUUGUUUCUUUAAUGCAAAAUUCCCGAAGCUCGGCGAGAGUGAAAGUUUUCUAUCAAUCCCCUUGAGGGCAACAAUCAAUAACAAGACUCAGGAAAAAAGAUAACUUAAAAUGAAAAUUUUGUAAAUUCGACGACGAGGAAGAAGAAGAAGAAAAUGAGCAUAGUGGCAAAGGAGACGAUCGAGGUUAUAGCUCAAAGCAUUGGCAUAAACAAUUUGUCAGAUGACGCUGCCCUUUCUCUUGCUCCCGAUGUCGAGUACCGCAUGCGCGAGAUUCUGCAGGAGGCCGUCAAAUGUAUGCGUCACUCGAGGAGAACCGUAUUAACUACAGAUGAUGUUGAUGGUGCACUUAACUUAAGAAACGUUGAGCCCGUAUAUGGCUUUACAUCUGGAGGUCCUUUGCAGUUCAAAAGGGCAAUUGGGCAUAGGGAUUUGUUUUACAUUGAUGAUAGGGAUGUGGAUUUGAAAGAAGUAAUUGAGGCUCCUUUACCAAAAGCACCACUUGAUACCAGAGUUGUUUGUCACUGGCUCGCUAUCGAAGGAGUACAACCUGCCAUUCCAGAAAAUGCUCCUGUGGGAGUAAUUGCUGCUGCUCCUAAUGGCAAUACUUACGAACAAAAGGAUGAACUUCCGGUUGACAUUAAAUUACCUGUUAAGCAUGUGCUAUCUAGAGAGCUUCAGUUCUACUUCGACAAAAUCACAGAGCUCACUUUGAGAAAGUCUGAUUCAGCCCUGUUUAAAGAAGCAUUAGUGAGUUUGGCUACAGAUUCAGGACUUCAUCCAUUAGUUCCUUAUUUCACUUUCUUUGUAGCUGAUGAGGUUUCACGUGGUUUGAAUGAUUAUUCUCUUCUAUUUGCUUUAAUGCGUGUCGUUUGGAGUCUUCUCCAGAAUCCCCACAUACACAUAGAACCUUAUCUACACCAAUUGAUGCCAUCUGUAGUAACCUGCCUUGUUUCAAAAAAAUUGGGGAACAGGAUUGCUGACAACCACUGGGAACUUAGAGAUUUUACAGCAAAGUUAGUUGCUUCAAUAUGCAAAAGAUUUGGCCAUGUUUAUAACACCCUUCAGACACGUCUUACAAAAACUUUACUCAAUGCACUUCUGGACCCAAAACGGUCAUUGACUCAACACUAUGGUGCAAUUCAAGGGUUGGCAGCCCUAGGACCGAAUGUGGUUCGUCUUCUUAUUCUGCCAAAUCUUGAGCCAUACCUUCGACUCCUUGAACCAGAGUUGCUACUAGAGAAGCAAAAGAAUGAGAUGAAGAGAUAUGAAGCAUGGCGUGUUUAUGGUGCCUUACUGCGUGCAGCAGGUCAAGGCAUAUAUGAGCGCCUCAAAAUCUUUCCACCUUUACCAUCACCUUCAGGCCAUGCUAUCUGGAAGUCCAAAGACAAAGUUGUUACUGCAGUUCCAAAUAAACGUAAGGCGAACAUGGAGCCCUUGGAAGACGAACCAGCCUUGAAGAAAAUAGCAGCCGAUGGCCCAAUUGGCAGCUUGGUUUCGGCCAACUCCUUGUCAUCCGUAACAACACUUGCAUUAUCAAGUCAGAAUGAUGCCGGCUCGUCUGAAAAGAUGGCCAAGAGAAUUGGAAAAGAUGGUAAAAUGUUGAAGAAGUCUGUGAUCCUGAAUCAAAUUUGGAAGGAUGACCUGGAUUCUGGACAUACGUUGGUAACAUUAUUCGAACUGCUUGGUGAAGGCAUUCUCUCCUUCAUUCCAUCUCCUGAGAUGUCACUGUUUCUAUAACAUGCUGUAGAAUAGCUGAUUCUUAUUGUUGUUGGGGCUUAGGAAUAUGAAACUGUCUUCUUCUGAAUCAUCGAAGUAAUUGCAAUAACGUUGUUAAUUCAUGAUUUUCAAGAGUAAAAAUAGUUCAGUAGCCA
Molecule: messenger RNA, 1877 nt
Organism: Hibiscus syriacus
Lineage: Eukaryota; Viridiplantae; Streptophyta; Magnoliopsida; Malvales; Malvaceae
Product: transcription initiation factor TFIID subunit 6-like
Exons: 12
Coding region: 160-1743 (527 amino acids)
Biological process (GO): RNA polymerase II preinitiation complex assembly; transcription initiation at RNA polymerase II promoter
Cellular component (GO): SAGA complex; transcription factor TFIID complex; SLIK (SAGA-like) complex
Molecular function (GO): transcription coactivator activity; RNA polymerase II general transcription initiation factor activity; protein heterodimerization activity
Source: RefSeq, a predicted model, not a curated record